CAAGAUCGCACUCGCGAAUUUGGUCAAAUUUGGAAUUGGGGCAUAGCCUAUAACUACUUGCUUCUUGUCAAGAUCAAGGCCAUAGAGCUCGCACUUCCUUCUUUUUCUGCAAACCUCAUAUCUGCAAUUCAACACAGUUGCAAUUCAACUCUCUCUCUCUCUCUCUCUCUCUCCAUCCAGUUACAUGAUGAUAUCCAUGGAAAGAACAAGCAGCUUGCCACUUCAGCCUCCGACUUACGGAAACCUCAUUACAAUUCUAAGUAUUGAUGGUGGAGGGAUAAGAGGGCUUAUCCCAGGAACCAUCCUCGCUUUCUUAGAGUCUGAACUUCAGAAACUAGAUGGUGAAGAUGCAAGAAUCGCAGAUUAUUUCGAUGUUAUUGCUGGAACGAGCACUGGUGGUCUUGUCACGGCCAUGUUAACCACCCCCGACGAGAACGAUCGUCCCUUGUUCGCUGCAAAGGACAUUAAGGAUUUUUACCUUAACAAUUGCCCUAAAAUCUUCCCUCAAGACAGUUGUCCUUUCGCGCCUGCUACGAAGAUGAUCAAAGCUGUGACUGGCCCAAAAUAUGAUGGAAAAUACCUGCAUAUGCUCGUGAAAGAGAAACUCGGGAACACAAGAUUGAACCAGACAUUGACUAAUGUUGUUAUCCCAACGUUCGACAUCAAGCGACUUCAGCCAACCAUCUUUUCUAGCUACGAGGUGAAGAAAACGCCGACCAUAAACGCCUUGCUCUCGGACAUAUGCAUCUCAACCUCAGCAGCACCAACUUAUCUCCCAGCUCAUUAUUUCGAAACCCAAGACUCCACAGGAAAACCGAGGGAAUUCAACCUCAUAGAUGGCGGCGUAGCUGCAAACAAUCCGACGUUACUCGCAAUGGGCGAAGUGACGAAGGAGAUCAUGGGAGGAAGCUCGGAUUUCUUCCCUAUAAAGCCAAUGGAUUACGGAAGAUUUCUGGUGAUAUCACUCGGGACUGGCUCGCAAAAAGUCGAAGGGAAGUACGGCGCAAGUGAAGCUGCCAAAUGGGGAGUGCUGGACUGGUUGAGCAGCAGUGGUGGGAGCCCCUUGGUCGAUGUGUUCAUGCACGUGAGCGCCGAUAUGGUCGACUUCCACCUCUCUGCGGUCUUCCAGGCCCUGCACCUUGAAGCCAACUACCUCCGGAUUCAGGACGACAACUUAAGCGGGGCCGUGGCAUCCGUGGAUAUCGCAACAAAGAAGAACUUGAACGACUUAGCCAGAACCGGCGAAGCACUGUUGAAGAAGCCUGUUUCAAAGGUAGACCUAGACACAGGUGGAUGCAAGGCGUGUAACACGGAGACUAAUGAAGAGGCUCUCGGAAGGUUUGCAAAAAAGCUCUCAUGUGAGAGACGACUUCGUCUUGCUAGGUCACCUCAUGGACAUAACUCCGCAAGUUUGAAGCAAUUCUAAACUGUACAAUCGAGGGACGACAAAUGUGAAGAUUGAUUCUUAGGGGAUAACUCAUUUAUUCUUUGAUUGUUUCAUUCUUUCCAUUCUCGAAUGAAAUUCCAAGCAGACAAUUUUCGUGUGGGGUUUAAAUUAAUCUAAUUCUCCUUGAUGAUUAGUUUUGUAUGUAGUAGCUGGUGUGAUAGCUUGUAAACACCGUCCAUAUGAAUAAAGACCUCAUUAUUAUGGAUUG
Messenger RNA from Rhodamnia argentea, 1655 nucleotides. RefSeq names its product patatin-like protein 2. The transcript has 7 exons. Gene Ontology annotation, molecular function: glycerophospholipase activity; monoacylglycerol lipase activity. The coding region runs from base 185 to 1426 and encodes 413 amino acids. The record is from RefSeq and is a predicted model, not a curated record. Lineage: Eukaryota; Viridiplantae; Streptophyta; Magnoliopsida; Myrtales; Myrtaceae. Gene Ontology annotation, biological process: lipid metabolic process.